Messenger RNA from Linum tenue, 2500 nucleotides. The record is from the annotation of a GenBank genome assembly. Lineage: Eukaryota; Viridiplantae; Streptophyta; Magnoliopsida; Malpighiales; Linaceae.
CAGUAGCAUGAUUUAAUGGAGGAUGAAUCAAUCAGACAACUACUCAACUACAGCGACGCGCCAGGUGGGAUUCGACGUCAGCUGCUCCGUCUCUCCUGCUGCUGCUUCAUCAUUCCUUCCUACAGCCACAAGGAUCCGAUCGUAAGGUAAUCUACCCUUCUCACGCGACGCGUUGACUCGGUGACGAACGAUGAAUAUCCCACCCGCUUCCAAACUCCGUAUAACGUUCUCCGUCUCCUGUUUAAUAGUAGGAAUUUGAUCCCUGGAUCCGAUUUAUCGGUCACUCACCGUCUCCACAAACUCUCGGUUUCCAUUUCCACCCAAAUUCGAUCUCUCUUUUCUCGCAAACAGAAACGGGAAGCUGAGGAGCCCGAAACAGUGUUUUGUGCAUGGUUUUAGUCCGGAAUAGAAGUUUGAAUUCCGGGUGAACGAAAAUUGAGAAUUCUGGUUUCCGAUUUGGCAAUGCAGAUGGAAGCGUCGUCCGUGGAUUCACAGGCCGACUCGAGUCUGCUCAAGGAAUUCUACAUCCCUACGUAUGUACUCGUCCCCGAAUCGGAGGCCGUCAAUGUUCCCGACGUGCCGCAGUGUCCGGUUUUGGUGUUCAUCAACUCCAAGAGUGGCGGCCAACUCGGCGGGGAUCUUCUCGUAACCUAUCGAUCCGUUCUCAAUGACAGUCAGGUUUUCGAUUUGGGGGUAGAGACCCCUGAUAAAGUGCUGCGGAGGAUAUAUAUGAAUAUUGAGAGGCUCAAGUCUGGAGGUGACGAGUUUGCUGCUAAGAUUCAGGAGAAAUUGAAAAUAAUUGUUGCAGGUGGUGAUGGAACUGCUGGCUGGCUUCUUGGAGUUGUCUGUGAUCUCAAGUUCCCUCAUCCUCCUCCCAUUGCAACUGUGCCUUUGGGAACUGGGAACAACCUUCCUUUCGCUUUCGGUUGGGGGAAAAAGAAUCCCGGGACAGAUCGUCAAUCUGUAAUAUCCUUUCUGAAGGAAGUAAUGAAAGCAAAAGAAAUGAAAAUAGACAACUGGCACAUUCUGAUGAGAAUGAAGACCCCCAAAGACGGUUCUUGUGACCCUAUUGCACCUCUCGAGCUACCACAUUCUCUACAUGCAGUUCACCGUGUCUCUUCUUCAGACGAAUUCAACAUGGAAGGAUAUACCACAUUUCGUGGAGGGUUCUGGAAUUACUUUAGCUUGGGCAUGGAUGCUCAAGUAUCUUAUGCAUUUCAUUCUGAGAGGAAAUUGCAUCCUGAAAAAUUUAAGAACCAGCUGAGCAAUCAGAGUACCUAUGCCAAGCUUGGUUGCACACAAGGGUGGUUUUGCGCUUCUGUUUUUCAAUCCGACUCAAGAAUAGCUAGCCUGGCAAAGGUGAAGGUCAUGAAAAGACUAGGGCAUUGGGAAGAUCUAACCAUAUCGAAUGGGAUACGGUCAAUAGUGUGCCUCAACUUGCCCAGCUUUUCUGGCGGGCUAAACCCUUGGGGAACACCAAGUACUUGGAAACGCCGUGAUAGAGACUUAACUGCACCCUUUGUGGAUGAUGGGCGUAUCGAGGUUGUGGGUUUUAGAGACGCAUGGCAUGGACUCGUCCUUCUUGCACCUAAAGGACACGGGACUCGCCUCGCACAGGCACAUAGAAUCCGGUUCGAGUUCCACAAAGGCGCAGCAGAUCACACGUUCAUGAGGAUCGAUGGGGAGCCCUGGAAGCAACCCUUGCCAGUGGAUGACGACACCGUUGUAGUGGAGAUCUCACACCUAGGUCAGGUGAAUAUACUUGCCACCAACGACUGCCGAUCGAGGAGUAUGAGCGAUCCAUCGACACCGAGUCACCAUGCUCAUGAUGAAGAGGACCGCGAUAGCGAUGAGGAGGAUUCAGUACAGGGGGAAGAGUUCAGGAAGUUUGGUGCUGCUGAUACGUUCAAGAUGCCAGAUGAGUUUGACAUUUCCCAUCUUAGUUAAACGUUCUUUCCCCCUUCUUUUUUUUUUUUUUUUUGCCUUCUGUCUCUAGGUUGAUUUGGCACGGACUAAAAGUAGGCUUUUGUAACUUGUGAUUUGGAGUGGUAAUUGGGUGGGUGCUGGAAAAUUCCCUGAGGCGCACAGGCCAGAUCAGGUGUGGGUUGCACAUAGAGUCCGCACCAUUCACUCACGUUUUUUUAACACAUUGGGUCGGGUUGUUUGAUCGAUUAAUGGGAUGGGCGUCAUGUUUUAUGUGGGUCAUUUUUUCACAUAAAAAAAGGUGAGUUUAGAAGUUGCAAUCUAUCUACUCGAUUCGUCAAUCAAAAAUUGCCAAUGUCUGCAUCAAAACAAAACAAUGCAUUAAUACUAUUUCAUGUUGUUGAUAUAAGUAACAUAAGCCCAUAUUAAUAUUCUUGGAUGGAGCAACUAAUAUUUGUCUUACAAUGAAAGAUGUACUAGCAUGACAAUGCAUCGAAUUCGUUUGGUAAUGUGACAUAAUCGUCAUGAUUCAUAUCAAUAUUGUGUCGUAUCCAAAUGACCCAUAUGCAUUUUCAAU